Diachasma alloeum is the source of this 2596-nucleotide messenger RNA. RefSeq names its product zinc finger protein 341. The record is from RefSeq and is a predicted model, not a curated record. The transcript has 6 exons. NCBI's taxonomy places the organism in Eukaryota, Metazoa, Arthropoda, Insecta, Hymenoptera, Braconidae. The coding region runs from base 176 to 2257 and encodes 693 amino acids.
GGUCGCUCUCCCCUUCGGUAGAACGAGACGGAGACAGUAAAUCGCGUAAAACGCUGUCAGUAGCAAUCGGUAUGUGGUUUAAUCGCGAAAUUGAAGUGCCACAGGGACUCGAUUAUUCGUGAAACAGCAUCGAAAUUGGUUUUUUACAUUUUUGGGGGUCUCUGAGGGGCUCACGAUGGCACAGUCUCUGUUCGACGCACUGACAGGGGUGUCGUUGGACAGCUCCGCUGUGCAGUCUCUUCUCGAGUCGCAGACGCUCAUCACAGAAGUCGAACAUUCAGCAAUCGACCAAGACGACGACGACAUCUUCCAAUGUGGCAAAUGCAAGUGUCAAUUCACGUCCCUCCACCUGUUUCUCCUCCACAAACGCGAGCACCUGAAGCCCCCCGAGGAGACAGUGGACCUCUCUCAAUACCUGGUCCCCAACAGCGUCGAGGCGCCCCCACACCCAGAGGACCCCUGCCAACAGCCGCAGUACAACCCCGAGGGGACCUUCAUCCAGACAGAUCAGCUGACAGAGCCAAUAAUCCUCGAGGAAACGGACAUGCUCUUCAGCAUGGACCAGGAGGGUGCCUACCUCACCUCGGACACUGGCUUCGGCGUCCCCAUAAUCCUCUCAGCCGAAAACCUCGAGACCUUCCACCAGAGCACAUCCGACAAUCUCCUGAAGGACGAGCAGAUGCUGACCGAAGCAACAACGCUCAACAAUCUCAAUCAAAUGGAACCUGAGACUGUGCCAACAGAGGCCCCUGCGGAUCCUCAACUGGAUCAAAACGAAGCCCCGGAGGAUCCUGAGAAUCCCUCGACUUCACCCCAAAACUUCAAGUACAAAUGCAAUUAUUGUAAUAAGCAGUUUGCGAAGAAAUUUUACUGGCAGCAGCAUGAGCGCUCGCACACCGGGGAGAAACCGUAUCAGUGUGUUGUUUGUGGACGGGCAUUUGCUCAGAAAUCCAAUGUCAAGAAGCACAUGUCAUCGCACAAAGUGUGGCCAGGUACAGCAAUCCACUCACUUCCACCAGAAGCCCCCCCCGACGGUAACAUAGACCGCACCUACCACUGUCAAUUCUGCAAAGAGAUAUUCGACUCGUACAAGGCCCUGAAGGCCCACCUGAUCGUCUCCCACAUGACCCUGAAGGUCUACAAAUGCGUCCAGAGCUCCUGCAGCAUGAUGUUCGCGGAGCUCGACGACUUUCUCGAGCACACACGCAGCCACAAGAGAUCCGAGUACAGGUGUCACGUGUGCGGCCAAGUAUUCAAUACCCUGAGCGACCUCGGGCUCCACCAGUACGUCCACUCCGUCCAGAAGCAGAAGACAACGGAGAAGUAUUACUGCUGCACUGUCUGCAAGAGCUCCUUCUCGAAUUUGGAGGCCCUCCAGCAUCACACCGAGACAACAACUCACGACUACGCCUGUCCCCACUGUGGAAAGAGCUUUCUCAUCGAGAGAUUCCUGCGGAGACAUCUGAAGACUCACGUGUCCUCGGCCAGAUUCGCCUGCGAGGACUGCGGCAAGGCUUUCAAGACAGAGCAGUACCUGGCGAAUCACAAAUUAAUUCACAGCGAGGAGACCCCCUACAGCUGCAGCCAGUGUCCUGCCAGGUUCAAGAGGAAGGAUCGCCUUGGCAGGCACAUGCUCAUUCACGACCUCACGAAGAGGCUCAAGUGCCCCUUCAGGGGCUACCUAGGCUGCAUGAGCGAGUUCUCCAGGCCUGACAAACUCAAGAGGCAUCUUCUGACCCACAGCAACAUCAAGAGGUUCAGCUGUGGCCACUGCAACAGGAAUUUUCCCAGGGCGCAGGCCCUCAAACAUCAUGAGAUUAGUAAACACAGUCUGAAGUGUGACAGCUGCUCUCAUACGUUCAAGUGUAAGGAUCAACUGGUGACUCACAAUUGCGAUCAGAGCGGGGAGACGAAAAAGCACUCGACCUCGCAAUUACCAAAAAAAGCUUCGGGGACGUUCAAGCCUCGCAAGCCAACGCCAAAGAGACAAUUGCCCCAGAAGAGCAGCGCUGGAGUUGGGGAUAAGGAGAAGGUGAGGGCUGACGAGGUGGAUAAGAGAAUUCCAUCACCAGAACCAUUGAGAUUGAGUUACACUGAAGAAGAAUCCAGCAGUGAAAGAGUCCCAGCAGAUAAUUUCUCCAUAACUAGGGAAAUUGGUUCAACAAUCGAAGCAUUAAUGCAAUCAGACUGUCCUGAGGAGCAUAUCAGAUCGGACAUUGAUUUCCAGGCGAUACAGCAGCACUCGAGUGCCGAGUGAAGGGAGAUUUUUAUGAGCUCAUUCCCAACGCAAAUUCAAUCAAAACAAAGAGGAUAAUGAGACGCAUGUGCAAAUUUUUGAAAAUCACGAGUGAAUAUUUAUCCUCCGUGGAAACUUUUGGAUAUAUUUUUUAAAUAGUAUUUGACCACUCGUUUUUAAUUAGUCGUUAGUCCACAGUUGCCAUAGCACGUGCAAUGAGAGAUGAAUAAUUGUAUCGGUGUUUUAAGUAUCAUUGAUGACGCAUUUUUUGUGCCCAAUGCAUUUUACCAAUUUUUUUAGGUGAACAUAGGUAUUAAUGAUUUUUGUAGCUUACAUAUCUGUGAUAUUUGUAUUAUAAAU